GUAGUAUUUGUAUUCUUUUUGGCUAAAUAGAUAAUCAAGCACUUUCAUCAUAUCAGCCACAGGAAGUCCACUGCUGAACAUAGGCCUCCCCCAAGGAUCUCCACGUCAACCUGUUGGAAGCAGCCUGCAUCUAGCGACUUCCUGCGACCCUAGCCAGGUCGUCCGUCCACCUUGUAGGCGGGCGUCCGACCUUGCGUUUGCCUGUACGCACUUUGAUUCAUUGAAAUUUUUCAUUUUUGCAACACUAUUUAUGUGGUUGUUAAUGGUUUGUGAUGGUUUAUCUGAGGAUGGUUUGUUUAUUUUUCCUAAAUGUCAAACUUAUUUUAUAUUCCUUUGCUGUUUGGCACAUGUUCUAUGAUUUGGCAUGUGCCCAAAGACCACGAAGCUUCCUCGUGCAAAUUAGCAAAGACCUUGUAUAAAUAUGAGAUUCUUAUAUAAGCAAUACUUUAUUUAUAAUUGUUUCUGGAAUCGCCAUGGGAGCUUACAGUAAGCUGAGAAAUGUUUUCAUAAAAUAUCCCCUUUUAAGGGGAAUGGCAUCUUAUGGUGUUAUAUGGCCAAUUUCGAGCUUAAUACAACAAACAUUUGAAGGAAAAAAUUUCGAAAACUAUGACUGGUGGCGAUGUGCAAGGUUUGGAUUAUAUGGCUCCUGUUAUGUUGCUCCUACUCUUUACUCCUGGCUGACUGUUGCCAAUGUUAUGUGGCCUGGAACGUCAUUACGGUCUGGCAUAAUUAAAACUUUUGUAGAAACUCUUUCAUAUACACCGCUUGCAAUGUGCAGUUUUUACUUUGGUAUGAGCUUAUUAGAAGGAAAAGCUUUUAAUGAAUCUGUUUUAGAAGUUAAAGCAAAAUUCCUUCCAACCUAUAAGGUUGGAGCGUCAGUCUGGCCUGCUGUAGCAUUGAUCAAUUUCUGUCUAAUUCCACCACGUAACAGGGUACCUUUUAUCAGUGUUUGCAGUUUAAUUUGGACAUGUUUCUUAGCAUACAUGAAACAUUUAGAGCAAAAUAGUGAAGUUUUAAAACCUGGGCAAAGUCCAGUUAAAUUAUUUAUCUAAGCUCAAAGCUAGGUAUCGAAUUUUAUCACGGUAAUAUAUAAAUUUUAUAAUCAUUUAAUUUAUUAUAGUACAAUUUUUAUCAGUAUGCAGUACAUAGAUUUAAUAACUUAUGUGUUAACAAUGGUCUUAAAGAUAUGUGAUAUUAAUAUAUUAAAAGUUUAGCUAUUUAUUAGCAUGGCAAUGGCAAUUGUUGAUGUUAUUGUUAUGAUAGACAUAAUUACCUAUAAUUUUAGAAACAUUUGAAAUUUUUUAGACACAAUUUUAUUGGGACUGGCAAUAACAUUUAGAAUUGUAAAGAUAUACUUAGUUAAAACAAAAAUUUAAAAACACUCAAUUCAUUUUUCCCGAAAGUAUGUCAAUGAUUUUAGUAGCAAUGAUAAUCUGUAAUAUAUUGUUUUUUAGCGUAUUCCUUUAACUAAAACUAUUUUUUUACAACCAAUAUUGAAACAUUUUUGUGGCAAUCCUUUUGGUUUUUUUUUUUUUAUUUUAGUUAGUUGAAAAUAUGUGUUUGUACUUGAUUUAUGUGGCGAAUUAUUCUUAGUUCAGUUGCUGUAAAAAACAUGAUUUGAUAUGUAAUAUAGCUAGAUGGUACCUUUAUAUUGAUUCAGAAAAUGUAAAUUAAAUAACUCAACUUUUAUUUUUAUAGUUAUAGCUUGUGGCUUCGCUCGCGUGAAAGCCCUUUCCUCCUACUAAUGUACCCAAAACAAUAGAGAAUUCUGUCCAUAUUUAUAUGACACUAUAAACAGAUAUUUAAAACAUCUGUUAAAAAAUUAUAUUAUUAUUUUCCAUGGGAGCAAAUUACCAUGAUAAAAAGUAGCCCAUGUGUACACUCAGGAUAUACCUAUCUGUCUACCCGUGUGCCCAAUUACAUCAAAAUCCAUUCAGCUAUUUCUGUAUUUAUUAUACAUCUAAACACAAGUAUUACUCAACCAUAGAUUAUUCAAUUCCAAUAUUGAAUUUAAAAUUGUUAAUAAAAAAUUACGUAAUUAUUGGAUAUUAUUCUCAUAUUGUAAUCAAUUGAUUUAACGCUUUUCAUAGUGAAAGUUGAUACACAUAGUGACUUUUAAAAUAAACCGAUAAGCCAAAUCUUGCCGGAAGCGAAAUAUUUGGCUGACCCUGGUUUAUAUAAUAUUCAGUAUUUAUGCCUAUUAGUUGUAAAAUUACGUCAUAUUAAAUUUUAAACGCCGAAAUAUCCAUGAUUAUUAAUUAUUUUUACGUUUUUCUUUCAACUGCGAGAACUAAUCACUAACUAGACGUGAAUUUAAAUUCUUUACUUGCCAAUACUUGUUUAGUUACCCAGAUUAAAGGUGAAACAAAAUGUAUGAAAAUGGACCUUGAGGUAUCGCCUUAAUAUGAAGACUAUAGUGGCUUUAUAGAAUCUAGCCAUGACACAUGAUAAAGUAUCGUUGAAUAACAAUAAAUAACCUUAGGCUGAAUGGAGAGGGGGUUAAUAAGGAGGUUUUUAAGAAAAUAAUAUUUGGAAAGUGUAUGUAAAAAAGUAUGUUUAAUCAGCCAAUUUAAUGUUUCAAUUCUUUUUAGUUUUAUUGCUGACUGCAUUCAAUUCUUUUUCUUACACCACCCCUGUAUUAUUGAAUGUCCUAUCUCUGAGCACGAACCUCCUCUACUACUGACAAGGUUUAGACAUUAGUCCACCCCUCUAGUCUGGUGCUGGUGAAACACAUUCUGAAUUAAUGUAACAACCACUGUUUAUAGCAAAA
Messenger RNA from Manduca sexta (tobacco hornworm), 2770 nucleotides. Its product is annotated as mpv17-like protein. Gene Ontology annotation, cellular component: cytoplasm; membrane. The record is from RefSeq and is a predicted model, not a curated record. NCBI's taxonomy places the organism in Eukaryota, Metazoa, Arthropoda, Insecta, Lepidoptera, Sphingidae. The transcript is spliced from 4 exons. The coding region runs from base 474 to 1052 and encodes 192 amino acids.